AGUGAGGAUGCAACGGGAGUCUAGGAGGAGUUGCACCAAGGUCAAUGCAGCAUCCACUCUAAAACAUAACACCGCGGAUUUGAUUCACUUUCGGACAAGUGUGCUGAAAGCGAGAGUACCGUGAAGCGUUUUGAAGAUUCGUUUGCCAGGGCUGAAAGUUGAUGCCUUUUUCCUCUGUAGUGUAUAUAACGUUAGUGAGGCAACUAGCAAGCCAUCCUUCUCCAUUCGUAGCUCUCCGCAUGUCUGGACUACCUUUUCUCAAUUCGGAUGCACUGCGUUUCUGUUGGAGCGAAUAUCCAGACGGUCUUCCUCCACUUGGGUGUUAUCAGGAGUGUUCGCUAACUUUAUGUCGGAAAUAAUUUGGUUUUAGCAGCAGUGUAGCUUUGCUAUUGUACACGAGUUGUGCUGGACAUUUAGCUAGCUAGGUUUGUCUCUGCAAGCUCGUCCAUUCAUCAGUAAUAUUUGCAAUGUCAGCGCCAUUCUCCACGCCUCCCGUUCAGGAAGAGAAACAGGCGCCAGAAAAUGAGGGACUGACCGUGGAUACCGGUUUGGAGCCCGCCGGCCCGACACCCAGCUCGAGUCGGUUCCAGGUGGACCUAGUGGCUGAAGCAGCCAGCGCCGCUGAUAAAACGCCCAGCACGGAUUCCACGCUUGCAUCUGGCGACAAAGCCAGCGCCGCUGAUAAAACGCCCAGCACUGAUUCCACGCUUGCAUCUGGCGACAAAGCCACCCCCGAAGGUUCGGAGCCAGCGGCGGGUGGUGAGGCAAAAGGCCGGUUCCGAGUGGUGAACUUUAUGGAUCCCAGUGGAGCGAGCCCACCAGAAGUAGUGCCCGCUGAAGGCUUCCAGAAUGGAGACACCGUAAUGAGCGAGGGCAGCCUGCAUUCUUCGACAGGAGGCCAGCAUCACUACCACUACGACACCCAUACAAACACCUACUACCUGAGGACUUUUGGCCACAACACCAUCGAUGCUGUGCCUAACAUAGAUUUCUACCGGCAAAGUGCUGCUCCGCUGGGGGACAAGCUGAUAAGACCCACCCUUUCGGAGCUGCACGACGAACUUGACAAGGAGCCAUUUGAGGAUGGCUUCGCCAACGGGGAUGAGCUGUCACCGGCCGAGGAGGCCGCAGCCAAGGAGGCGGCCGAGCCUAAGGGAGCGGUCAAGUUCGGGUGGAUCAAAGGGGUACUGGUGCGCUGCAUGUUGAACAUUUGGGGCGUGAUGCUCUUCAUCCGCAUGUCAUGGAUCGUGGGCCAGGCGGGAAUUGUUCUCUCCUGUGUGAUCGUUCUCAUGGCAACAGUUGUGACCACCAUCACUGGCCUUUCGACCUCAGCGAUUGCGACUAACGGCUUUGUACGAGGAGGAGGGGCAUAUUAUCUGAUAUCCAGAAGUUUGGGGCCAGAGUUUGGCGGCUCCAUUGGUCUGAUCUUUGCCUUUGCCAACGCUGUGGCUGUCGCCAUGUAUGUGGUGGGCUUCGCCGAGACGGUUGUGGAGCUCCUCGGAAGCAUGGAUUGCAUUAUGACAGAUGAGAUCAAUGACAUCCGAAUCAUCGGCACCAUCACCAUCAUCCUUCUCCUGGGUAUCUCCAUGGCAGGAAUGGAAUGGGAAGCUAAGGCUCAGAUAUUCCUGCUGGUCGUUCUGAUUACGGCCAUCUUCAACUACUUCAUUGGCUCCUUCAUCCCACUCAAGUCCAAGGAGUCGCAGGGCUUCUUUGGCUACGACAGUGCGAUUAUGAUGGAGAACAUGGGUCCGGAUUUCCGAGGCACAGAGUCGUUUUUCUCCGUCUUUGCCAUCUUCUUCCCUGCAGCCACUGGCAUUCUGGCCGGCGCCAACAUCUCAGGAGAUCUUUCUGACCCACAACUGGCCAUUCCAAGAGGAACACUCUUAGCCAUUCUGAUCACUGGCAUUGUCUACCUGGGGGUUGCCAUUUCUACUGGCUCUUGCAUUGUGAGAGACGCCACAGGAAACGGCAAUGACACGCUCGGCGCACAGUUCAUGGCCAACUGCACUGACGCCGCCUGCAAAUUUGGCUAUGACUUCUCCUACUGCAAGGGUGAUGACGGUCAGUACAACUGCAGAUACGGACUCCAGAACGACUUCCAGGUCAUGAGCAUCGUGUCCGGGUUCAGCCCCAUCAUCACCGCCGGAAUCUUCUCCGCCACUCUCUCCUCUGCCCUGGCCUCUCUGGUCAGCGCCCCCAAAGUGUUCCAGGCUCUAUGCAAAGACAACAUCUACCCCGGCCUUGAGAUGUUCGCCAAGGGAUAUGGCAAGAACAACGAGCCCCUUCGCGGCUACAUCCUCACCUUCUGCAUCGCUCUGGCCUUCAUCCUCAUUGCCCAGUUGAAUGUUAUUGCUCCCAUCAUCUCCAACUUCUUCCUGGCCUCCUAUGCUCUCAUCAACUUCUCUGUGUUCCACGCCUCUCUGGCCAACUCUCCAGGGUGGCGCCCCAGCUUCAAGUUCUACAACAUGUGGGUGUCCCUGGCUGGAGCUGUGCUGUGCUGCGUGGUCAUGUUCGUCAUCAAUUGGUGGGCAGCCCUGAUGACCAACGUUAUUGUCAUGGGCCUCUACAUCUACGUGAGCUACAAGAAGCCCGAUGUGAACUGGGGCUCCUCAACCCAGGCUCUGACAUACCAUCAGGCCCUGACCCACAGUCUGCACCUCAGCAGUGUUGAGGACCACAUCAAGAACUUCAGACCCCAGUGCUUGGUGAUGACGGGAUACCCCAACUCCCGUCCGGCUCUGCUCCACCUGGUCCACGCCUUCACCAAGAACGUGGGCCUGAUGAUCUGCGGCCAUGUGCGCACGGGCUCCAGAAGACCCAACUUCAAAGAGCUGUCCAACGACCAGACGCGCUACCAGCGCUGGCUGCUGAAAAACGAGACCAAGGCUUUCUACACCCCUGUGUUUGCCGACGACAUGAGACAGGGCACCCAGUAUCUGUUACAGGCUGCCGGACUGGGUCGCCUGAGGCCCAACACUCUGGUGAUUGGCUACAAGAGUAACUGGAGGGAUGGAGACAUGAUGAACGUGGAGACCUACAUCCACAUGAUUCACGAUGCCUUUGACUUCCAGUACGGUUCCGUGGUCUUCAGACUGAAGGAGGGACUAGACGUAUCCCACAUCUCAGAACAAGAUGACCUGCUGUCGUCACAGGAGAAGACAUCAGGAAUGAAGGAUGUGGUGGUGUCCAUCGACAUGAAGGACUCUGACGGAGACUCGUCCAAGCCUUUGUCCAAGGCCACCAGUGUCCAGAACAGCCCAGCCAUGCAGAAAGAUGACGAUGACGAAUGCAAAGCCGCAACGAAGCCCCUAUUGAAAAAAGACAAGAGCCCCCAGAGGUUGAACGUGGCCGACCAGAGGCUGCUGGACGCCAGUCAGCUGUUCAAGAGGAAACAGGGCAAGGGCACCGUGGACGUGUGGUGGCUCUUUGACGAUGGUGGUCUUACCCUGCUCAUCCCCUACCUGCUCACCAACAAGAAGAAGUGGAAGGACUGCAAGAUCCGCGUCUUCAUAGGAGGCAAGAUCAACAGGAUCGACCACGACCGCAGAGCGAUGGCCACCCUGCUCAGCAAGUUCAGGAUAGACUUCUCCGACAUCAACGUACUAGGAGACAUCAACACCAAGCCCAACAAAGAGAAUGUUACUGCUUUUGAAGAGAUGAUCGAGCCGUACCGGCUGAAGGAGGAUGACAUGGAGCAGGAUACGGCGGAGGCACAGAAGGCCAGCGAGCCCUGGAGGAUAACCGACAACGAGCUGGAGCUCUACAGGGCCAAGACUAAUCGUCAGAUCAGACUGAACGAACUGCUGAAGGAGCACUCAAGCACAGCUAACCUCAUUGUCAUGAGCAUGCCCUUGGCCAGAAAGGGAGCCGUGUCCAGUGCUCUCUACAUGUCCUGGCUGGAGACUCUGUCCAAGGAUCUGCCUCCCCUCCUCCUAGUGCGCGGAAACCACCAGAGCGUCCUCACCUUCUACUCAUAAACACACACAUGCUGCCUUUGGGACCUCCCAUCCCUAUCCCAGCCCUAACUAAGACACGCACACAUAUUCUUCAAUGAAGGUAGAAAUAGUAGCAAUUGAUGAUAAUAUUAAUAAUGAUAAAGCAUAUGGUGUUGCUGUGGACAUCCAGCCUCUUACACUACAUGAUCAAAAGUAUGUGGACACCUGCUCGUCAAACAUCUCAUUCCAAAAUCAUGGACAUUAAAAUACAGUUGGUGCCCCCCUUUGCUGCUAUAACAGCCUCCACUCUUCUGGGAAGACUUUAUACUAGAUGUUGGAACAUUGCUGCUAUAACAGCCUCCACUCUUCUGGGAAGGCUUUCCACUAGAUGUUGGAACAUUGCUGCUAUAACAGCCUCCACUCUUCUGGGAAGGCUUUCCACUAGAUGUUGGAACAUUGCUGCUAUAACAGCCUCCACUCUUCUGGGAAGGCUUUCCACUAGAUGUUGGAACAUUGCUGCUAUAACAGCCUCCACUCUUCUGGGAAGACUUUACACUAGAUGCUGGAACAUUCCUGCGGGGACUUGCUUCCAUUCAGCCACGAGCAUUAGUGAGGUCGAGCACUGAUGUUGGGCGAUUAGGCCUGGCUCGCAGUCGGCAUUCCAAUUAAUCCCAAAUGUGUUCGAUGAGGUUGAGGUCAGAGCUCUUUGCAAGCCAGUCAAGUUCUUCCACUACGAUCUCAACAAACCAUUUCUGUAUGGACCUCGCUUUGUGUACAGGGGCAUUGUCAUGCUGAAACAGGAAAGGGCCUUCCCGAAACUGUUACCACAAAGUUGGAAGCACAGAAUGUCAUUUUAUGCUAUAGCAAUAAGAUGUCCCUUCACUGGAACUAAGGGGCCUAGCCCAAACCAUGAAUCAGCCCCAGAGCAUUAUUCCUCCUCCACCAAACUAACAGUUGGCAGGUAGCGUUCUCCUGGUAUCAGCCAAACCCAGAUUCGUCCGUCGGACUGCCAGAUGGUGAUUCAUCACUCCAGUUUUCACUGCUCUAGAGUCUGCUCGGCCAUGGAAACCAAUUUCAUAAAGCUCCGGACGAACAGUUAUUUUGCUGACGUUGCUUCCAGAGGCAGUUUGGUACUCGAUACUGAGUGUUGCAACUGAGGACAUUUUGAGGACACGAUUUUGAGGACUGAGGACACGAUUUUUACGCACUUCAUCACUGUGGCCUACCACUUCGCGGCUGAGCCGUUGUUGCUCCUAGACGUUUCCACUUCACAAUAACAGCACUUACAGUUGAUGGGCAGAUCUAGCAGGGCAGACAUUUUACGAACUGAAUUGUUGGAAAGAUGGCAUCCUAUGACGGUCCCAUGUUGAAAGUCACUGAGCUCUUCAGUAAAGCCAUUCUAUUGCCAAUGUUUGUCUAUGGAGAUUGCUUGGCUGUGCUCAAUUUUAUACACCUGUCAGCAAUGGGUGUGGCUGAAAUAGCCGAAUCCACUAAUUUUAAGGGGGCGUCCACAUACUUUUGAAUAUAAUGUAUGUGAAAGGGCAGUCAGUCAGUGAAGUCCCCACUACUCUUUUGAAAGUGGAGACUGAACGUGGGAGUUAUUUCCUGCACCCCUGGCGAACACAUUCAACCUAACGUGAAAAGAAGUGCACAAUUUAAUUUACAAAGUUGAUUUCCACUCUGGCUUGAAAGGGCCUGUUCAUGCUUCGCACUAUUUUGUUAUUACAAUUAAUAUUGUUAUUAUUAUUCCGAUUCUUCUUGAUGUCAUGUUAAGUUAUAGAUCAUUUUAUAUUUUUUUCAAUGCAGCAAUAAUCGCCCUCUUAUAUUUCCUUUUCUUGUGUUGGGAGAGAGGCAUGUCAAAUGCUUUGCAACACUUUUUAUUGCCUUAUGUAUGUGCCUUCCAGUUGAAAUCAAUAAUUAAACUAUUAAUCGCUCUACCCAGAUUGAACGGUAUGAAAAAUGUAUAAUAUGUUUUUAUUAGGUUUUAAAUGUAAUCUUUGUUUUUAGUGAAGAUUUUUAUGGUAGUGGAUUGAUUGUAGGAGGUUAGCAGAGUCUCCACUUAAUGGCAUCAAAAGCUUUCUCUGGUCUUUAUUUUCCCUAAAUUGUUUCCUGGUUUUUUUAAUGGCCUCUGACUUUAUUGUCUAUCAGUUUGUUUGUCUUCCUUUAAGCUGUGUAAAUGAAACAGUUUAUAGUGCAGUACCCUCUACUUAAUACUAGAGGCAAUCUGCUUCAAUUCUGAAAGUUGAUUGGAUGAUGUCGAUGAAUUGUCUCUUAACAGAAAGCAUCCACGGGUCUAGAAUUUGAAGUUCUAGGGUUCUUAUUUCCACACUGUGUCAGAAAUGACUGCAGUUGGCUAGAAUUGGGCUUAGCUUCUGAUUAGCUUUGCCAUGCUAAAGAGCCAGUUGUCUCACAACAGCUGCUAACACAAACAAGUGUUUCAACCAAAAACAAGUCUCCUUUGGACUCAAGUAGGUCCCCAUAUUAAAGUCUGUCACCAUAUUGGAAUCUAUCGGCUGAAUCCUAACUUCAGAUGCUCCAAUUUUACUCAAACUGUUUUGCGGAAUUCGUGUAUCGAUGUCCAUAGGAGACUUGAAAGUGAGUUACUUAUGCAUAUCUCAAAUUAGGACACGGCCCCUCGGGUUCCCCACAUUGGAGUGACUCUAUGAAGGAACUGGUCUAGCCCUUACAACCGCAAAUUAGACUUUGCCUUAAUGCUAGAAGUAAUGAUUGUUGUCCUUGUCUUUCUCUUAUAAGCCGUACUGGCUGUAUGAUUGAACUGGUGGGUCAAUGCAGAUGUAGCUAUAGAGGAGUAUUGCAAAAAGAAGAAUGUACUGUCAUUCUACUUUAUCCAGUAUUUUAAAAACAAUUCUGUAUAUGUAUGUACCAUUUUAUUAUUGUUUCCAUUUCAAGAAAGCCCCCCUUAGUCUGUUACAUGGAACAGUCUGGAAUUUGUGCUUUAGGUUCAACCAUUGAUAGAAAAGUGCCGUUUCGUGUCAGUCUUUUCUCCAGUAGUGGUGGCAUUAGCUCAUUCUGCCUCAGUGGUACCUAGACAUACUCUGGUGUAGACUGUUUUUACGUAUUCCACUAAACAGUGGACCGGAGUCCUUCAUGUCUGACUGUUUGUCUGCUUGCCCUGAUGUACAUUGGACUAGUAGCCUCAAUUCUCCUCUGUUAGUUUCUGUUCAAUGCAGAAACGACUCCCACUCUGUCUGGUCUGUGUAGAUGAGUAGGCACUUUGCUGAGUAUUUUUCCGUGGCUGUUCUUUUUGUGUUCAAAAGAAGGGAAAUUGUUGAUAGAAGAUAUGGAUUAGCAUGUUUCAAGAGGGCACUGAUACAUACCUCUAAGCAGGUGAGCUACUGUAAAAGGUAUUGGGAUAAAAUUCAUGGUUUAUUUGAAGGGUCCCUCAGUUCAUUUUUGGACCAUUUAGGCUGGCCCAUAUACCUACUGUCAGCACACUUUUCCAUUGUUCCGGGAGAAUUAAAGUUGUGGUGCGUACCAUGUGGGGCCUUUCUCGCAGGGGUGAAAUGUCCCGAAGCAAAGGGGCAUGUUAACUGUUUCUUUAACUUGUGAAUGAGGGUUUUAUAAUAACUGCCGAAAGCUACUGGAUCAAAACAGGGUUAUUUGCAUUUAUAAUGUACAGUAUUGCCCACGCCUUACCCAACACGCUGUCUAUAGGUCAUAGCAUUUAAGGCCAACCACGUCAUUGCCCCUCUCUUCCCUAGUUCUUAUCCUUUAUGCAAUUUAAAAAUAAAAAAAAAUGAAUGACUUUUUAGGCAGGAGGUUUGGGUCAGUUGAAUGUAAAUCUGAUAAACACUAAACGGAGAGUUACUUUUAUUUUUUACUUCUACAGUGCCGAGUUCAAUGUUUUUGCUAAAAGCUACAUCCUUUUAGAUUUCAGUCCCACAUGGAAAUCCAAGUGCAGUGUGCUUUGUAUUUCAGGCUCAAUCAACUAUUCCCACCCACACGACUGCAUCUCACCGUUCCGUGUCCUUUAUCUAGAGAAUGACUACGCCAUGUGAUUGUGAACGAAUAUAUACACAUAUAGUGUAAAUAUACUCAUGUAUAAAAUUAUAUUUCUUUGAAAUAUGUACAAAGCAUGUAAAACCUUUCAUUUUAAAUGGGUGGAGGAUUGUAAAGCUUUUUAGAACCCAGAUGGUACAAUCUUACUUACCAAAUCUGUUCUGUGUAUCGGUGAGUAAACCACUCAACCCUCAGUUACUAUACAAAGCAACAAUGUUACAAACAAAACACGGGUUACUCUACAUUUAUAUCUAAAUAACACAAUGUGUGUCAAUACAACCGGGUUUUUGUCAUGAGUGUGUUAUUUUUUUCCAUCUAUGUAUAGGUGUGAGGAGAGGAAUACUACAACGUUCUCAAAACGUCAUUAUUUAGCCGAAACCUGACACUACUGUGCUCUGUCCAAGAGACCAAAACAUGUUGCCUAUAACUUGUGGCCAUGUUGAGACGUCCUCCUCUGUAUUUGUAUUGAUAUGCUGUACUGUUAACUGUCACAGAUAUGCUUUUUUCAAACAUUUUAACAUACUUUGUACAUGUUUAUUGCAUUAAAUCAAAUGAAAUCAAUCAUCA
Molecule: messenger RNA, 8522 nt
Organism: Oncorhynchus nerka (sockeye salmon)
Lineage: Eukaryota; Metazoa; Chordata; Actinopteri; Salmoniformes; Salmonidae
Product: solute carrier family 12 member 2-like
Exons: 27
Coding region: 468-3977 (1169 amino acids)
Biological process (GO): chloride ion homeostasis; sodium ion transmembrane transport; chloride transmembrane transport
Cellular component (GO): apical plasma membrane
Molecular function (GO): sodium:potassium:chloride symporter activity; ammonium channel activity
Source: RefSeq, a predicted model, not a curated record